UCAAUUCUUCCAGCUGAAAGCAGCAAUGCCAACACCAUAUAAGGCCACGUGGCUCAUACAGAUGGUGUCAUCAUCACAGUCCUGACUGGAGAAUCUCCUUUGCCCUGUACAAAGUGUGAGAAAGAAAGGGAAGAAGGUGUGGUGAAGAGGAAAGAGAAAGAAUAUAGCAUACAUUUGUAGGGAAUGCUAAAAUGGACUCAACUGAAGCUUGCUUGUAAGAUGUUUCAGUGUGUGGCUACCAGAGGAUGAAAAGCUAGAUGCUACUUGGCUAAACUGGAAAAACACAAGAGAGAAGAGUGAAGCAUUGUAACAGCUGCCAGGGACUGUGACAGUGAGGGAACUGCUUCGCUUAGAGUAGUCUUCUUACCAUGGGGAAGUCAGCCUCCAGGCUUUUUUGUGAGGAGGUAAUGAAGACUCAUAAUGAGUACAGGAGAAAACAUCAAGCCCCACCUUUAAAACUCAGCAGUAAACUGAGCCGUGAAGCAGCACGAUAUGCUGAGAGCCUUGCUAGCACCAGGAUUCUGAAGCAUAGUGCUGAGUCUAGUAGAGGAAACUGUGGAGAAAAUUUAGCAUGGGCAUCUUAUGAUCAAUCAGGUAAAGAUGUGUCUGAUCGCUGGUAUAAUGAAGUGAACCAGUACAACUUCAACCAGCCAGGAUUCUCCUCUGCAACUGGUCACUUCACUGCAAUGGUGUGGAAAAGCUCAAAGGAACUUGGUGUGGGUAAAGCUGUGGCCUCAGAUGGUUCUACCUUCGUAGUGGCACGUUAUUUCCCUGCCGGCAACAUUACCAAUCAGGGCCACUUCCAGGCCAAUGUCCUGCCCCCUAAAAGCUGAUCCAAAUGUAUCUGGACAAUGAAGGUAGGGAGGGGAACUGAAAGAGGAUGGGGAACAGCUGAAAUUGCAGAGACUUUUACCUGGAGGACCAAACGCAGUGAUGGUUGGCUUUAAUACACAGAUCUUACUUGAAUAAA
This is a messenger RNA of Sinocyclocheilus anshuiensis, 970 nucleotides long. Its product is annotated as Golgi-associated plant pathogenesis-related protein 1-like. NCBI's taxonomy places the organism in Eukaryota, Metazoa, Chordata, Actinopteri, Cypriniformes, Cyprinidae. Bases 369 to 833 code for a protein of 154 amino acids. Gene Ontology annotation, cellular component: extracellular region. The record is from RefSeq and is a predicted model, not a curated record. The transcript is spliced from 5 exons.